AUGUCACAAUCUGAAAUCAAAGCAAUUUUCGAACUUCAAAAUGGACCAAAAUUCGAGGGCAUCUCAUUCGGUUCACCAGUUUCUACUUCAGGAGAGGCUGUUUUCACUACAUCACUUGUUGGUUAUCCAGAAUCUAUGACUGAUCCGUCAUAUCGUGGUCAGAUAUUGGCCUUCACCCAACCAUUGAUCGGUAAUUAUGGUGUUCCUUCUUCUGAGGAACGCGACGAAUUCAAUCUGUUGAAAUACUUUGAAUCUCCACAUAUCCAUGUGAAAGCCAUAAUCGUCGCUGAAUACGCUUAUAAAUAUUCUCACUGGACGGCUAUCGAAUCUUUAGAAGAAUGGUGCAAAAGAGAAGGUGUUGUCGCCGUCACAGGAGUCGACACUAGAGCUGUUGUACAGUAUUUGAGAGAACAAGGAUCAUCUUUGGGUAGAAUUACUAUUGAAAAUACAGAGCCUGUGGAGUUUUUCGAAACUUCCUCUACUCAUCUCGUCAAAGAGGUUAGUACCAAGAAACCAUUCCAUGUACCAGCAUUGAACCCGGUGGCUAAUGUCGCAGUAAUUGACUGUGGUGUGAAAGAAAAUAUUAUUAGAUGUCUGGUUUCAAGAGGUGCAAAUGUCACCGUGUUUCCUUUCAACACUAAAAUUCAAGAUAUUGCGGCUAGAUUUGACGGUGUCUUCUUAUCUAAUGGACCUGGCAACCCACAAAUGUGCAAAGAAACUAUUGAUAAUCUUUCCCAACUUUUAGCAAACGGCGCAUUCGCUCGUCUUCCAAUAUUUGGUAUUUGCCUUGGACACCAACUUCUCGCUUUAGCAUCUGGAGGAAAAACUGUGAAGAUGAAAUACGGGAACAGAGCUCACAACAUUCCAACUAAAAAUUUGGUUACUGGAGAAUGCCACAUCACUUCUCAAAACCAUGGUUAUGCUGUAGACCCUGAAAGUUUAUCAAGUGACGAAUGGAAACCAUACUUCAUUAAUUUGAAUGACAACUCAAACGAAGGCAUGAUCCAUUUGAAAAAACCAAUUUUCUCUACUCAAUUUCAUCCUGAAGCAAAGGGAGGUCCAUUAGAUACAGAGCCUCUUUUCGAUAGAUUUUUUAAGGAUAUCGAAGAGUACAAGUUAUAUCGUUUGAAUAACGAACCACAUUUACCUAAAACUGAAAUUGUCAACCAAAAAAAUCUUAAUGCGAUCAUACACGCCAAGGAAAGAGUAUUAUUUUAA
Molecule: messenger RNA, 1218 nt
Organism: Kazachstania africana CBS 2517
Lineage: Eukaryota; Fungi; Ascomycota; Saccharomycetes; Saccharomycetales; Saccharomycetaceae
Gene: CPA1
Product: carbamoyl-phosphate synthase (glutamine-hydrolyzing) CPA1
Exons: 1
Coding region: 1-1218 (405 amino acids)
Biological process (GO): 'de novo' pyrimidine nucleobase biosynthetic process; L-arginine biosynthetic process; L-glutamine metabolic process
Cellular component (GO): cytoplasm; carbamoyl-phosphate synthase complex
Molecular function (GO): carbamoyl-phosphate synthase (glutamine-hydrolyzing) activity
Source: RefSeq, a predicted model, not a curated record